AUGUAUGCGGCCAUCGCUAAGUUCCAAUGGAAUCAGCUAUUCGCAUGUUGUUACUGUUUCAAACGGCAUCGGAGAAAGUCGGGCGGAUAUUACGACCAUCGAAACAAAGAGAUGGACUAUCUGAACACGCCAUCGCGCCGGUCAUCGGGCUCGGCAUCAAGCACCAGUCCGACUCAUGCUUCGACUUCUACUAGGCAGAAGAUAAUAGCCGGUCAUGAUCCUAUUAAUUUCUGGGUGAUCCGCGACAACGAUAUCGAGGUUUCAAGAAUACAGCCAGGAUCUACUGAAGGUAAUUUUUUCUGGGAUGCAGUGAGGGACUUCAUCCAUGAUCCAUCACAGGAACUUAUUGACUGUCAUCAACCUAAACCAAUAUUACUGCCAACUGGGGAGUUGAAGAAACCGUAUCCAUGGCAUCCUGAUAUUGUGGAUACACAGAUAUUUCAGAUUGGUAGCUUGGCGAUUGUAGCCGUACCUGGAGAAUUUAGCACUAUGUCUGGCAGAAGAUUGAGGGAUGGUGUAAAGAAGGUAUUAAUAGACAAUGGCUGGCCAUCAGAUACACAUGUGGUCAUUGCAGGAUUAUCUAAUGUUUAUACACAUUACAUCACAACAUUUGAAGAAUACCAGGUACAACGUUAUGAAGGUGCUUCUACUAUAUAUGGCCCCCAUACUCUGAGUGCCUAUAAACAACAGUUUGAAAUUCUUGCAGCAGCUUUAGCAAAGGAUACAACAGUAGAUCCAGGACCCGCUCCACCUUUUAUGUUACAAGAACAGAUAUCGCUGCUUCCUCCUGUAUUUUUUGACAGACCACCACUUCUCAAAAAUUUUGGAGAUGUGUUAAGUGAUGUACUACCAGUGUAUACAAAGAAUUCUAAUGUCAAUGUUACAUUUGUUACUGCUAAUCCAAGGAACAGUCCACAUCUGGAAGACACUUAUCUGAGUGUUCAAUUCAAGGAGAAUGAUAGUCAGUGGCAAGAAGUUUAUAAUGAUGCUGAUUGGUGUACUCGCUAUGAAUGGAUUCGUAAAAACAUUUUGCUUGGUGAAAGUGAUGCAACUAUUUACUGGGAUAUACCAAGUAACGCAAAACCAGGAUCCUAUCGGAUUCAACACUCUGCUUAUGCAAAACAUGUUCUGGGAGGAAUUAAGCAGUUUCUUGGAACUUCCUCUGUAUUUGAAGUUAAAUAGUGUUAUGAAAACAGAAUACAUGUAGAAUGAUGAUGGCGACGACAUCACAAAUGUACACAAUUGUGGGAAUGUUUUUAAGAUAUGACUCGAUCAAUGUGAUAUAAUUUACUCGUAUACAUUAACAGAAAAUAGUGUUUCAGAACUUCC
Messenger RNA from Saccoglossus kowalevskii, 1329 nucleotides. RefSeq names its product putative neutral ceramidase C. Gene Ontology annotation, cellular component: extracellular region. The record is from RefSeq and is a predicted model, not a curated record. Gene Ontology annotation, biological process: sphingosine biosynthetic process; ceramide catabolic process; long-chain fatty acid biosynthetic process. Lineage: Eukaryota; Metazoa; Hemichordata; Enteropneusta; Harrimaniidae. Gene Ontology annotation, molecular function: N-acylsphingosine amidohydrolase activity.